GGCAGUGGAUGGCGCCCUGGCACGCGGGGAUUUAAAUUAGUUUCGUAAUGUCCAGCAGUCGUCGCUAAAUCUCCAGUUUUUCUUUGCCAGAAAUCAAUCCCACACACAGGCGGUGUGUUCAUUUGAAUGGUACAAGUCUGAAACGUUAGCGGACCUGCCCAGAGAAGAGUUGCUCUGGAGUUUAACCCGUUUUUCACGUUUUGGAUUUACUCACCUGGGGAGAACUAAUGCGUCUUCACAACAUACACCGCAGUGUCUCUUAUUAUGGAAGCUAAUAAGCAAGAAGUCAACAACAACACAUCCAUAUGGCUUUCUGUGAUCCUGCCUGCAUAUUUCUGCUGAAAAGAACAUGAAGCAGGUGGAUAUUAUAAAUAAGGAAGAAUUAGAUAAAGAAAGAUUUCAAGUCCAUUACGGAGUACAGAGCCCAGGCAAAGCGAAGCGAUUGUCAUCUUGCAAGAGGAAGGGUUGUCCAUUGGUGGAGGUGGGCUUAAAGCUGCACCGUAGAACAUCAGAUGUAGGCCGUGCCCGUAACCCCGGCAUGGCCAACAAAGAAAAUGAGCUGACGUGCUCCGAUGAUGUGCGGGGCCAGCACUUCAAUGACAACCCUCUGAACUCUGCAGAGGCCUCCAAGAUGGCAGGGGCCAGCUCCAAAUACAGCGACUUAAUCGAGAUAUCAAAGGAUCACGAAGCGAUGACUCGCGUCCUUUUCGGAAGGAACCUCCGACUAAAAGUAGCCCAAACACUAUGGCGAAGAAACGCCAGUGAAUUAGUGGCCUACCUAAUAAGAAUUGAAGACACAGGGGUGCUGCUUGACUGCUUACCUGUCUUAACAAACAACCUUCAAACUGAAGCACCAUGUUUGUCACUUGGCUGCUGCGUUGACCUCAUGCCUCUAGUGAAAGGGAUUCUUGCCAGUACAUAUGAAGAAAACAUAAGCGUGGGACUACACUGGGUUCAAUCCGUCAUCAGGAAAUGGUGGCCAGAACUUUCUAAGAAUGAGAAAAGACUGCGGGACAGUUGUUCAGAAGACAGGAAUAUUGAAGUCAUGAAGCAGCGGCUGAAGGACUUGUGGAAGGAAGGAGCCCGGUCAUGUUUGGUUCCAGGAUCUACGGGAGAAUUGGCAAAGGCCAUCCAGUCUUAUCUAUCGCAGCUGCCCUGACAGUUGUCAAUGUAGCACUCUGAGGAUGUGACCACUUCUGCCGGAUCAUGGCUGUGUUUUGAACUGAUAAUGACGCCAGAGAAAUGGACUUGUUCUUUCUGCCACGCAAACCCAAACCCCUUACGGGGACUGAACUUGACAAUUCAGGAAACUCCCCUCAGUUAGAGCAGGAGGCUCUUAAGGACGGCUAAGAAAGCUUUUCUGCAAAAAAAAAAGAAAAAGAAACACACCGCAAAUGACUGCUUCACAUUGAAGUGGACCUUCUUGUGAAGGGGCAUAUU
This is a messenger RNA of Cottoperca gobio, 1440 nucleotides long. It is a transcript of the gene katnbl1, whose product is annotated as katanin p80 subunit B-like 1. Lineage: Eukaryota; Metazoa; Chordata; Actinopteri; Perciformes; Bovichtidae. Gene Ontology annotation, molecular function: microtubule binding. Bases 350 to 1159 code for a protein of 269 amino acids. The record is from RefSeq and is a predicted model, not a curated record. The transcript has 10 exons. Gene Ontology annotation, cellular component: nucleolus.